AUGGUUAAGGAGAAAUAUUGGCCACCUACCGAAGACGAUUCUGAAACUGCUGAGCUAGCAUCAGGGAACAUCGACUCAAGUGAAGGCGACCAAAGCUGAGUAGAAUCCUCCAAUGAGAGCACCUCUGAUAUUGAUGAUUCUAAACUUGAGGAGCAAGCACCUCAGGUUAAGUUUAACAAUAAGGAGAUGUUCAUGACUAGUCUAAUGUUCUGUAUGAUCUGGUUCGGAGCUAAUUACUUCUAUAAUGCAGGUCUGAAGUUCACUUUGUUGAGCUCUUCCACAAUUCUGUCAAAUACAUCUAUGUUAUUUGUGUUUUUACUCUCGUGGUUAUUUCUGAAAAGCGAAACUUCUGUAUUCUUGAAAUUAGUUGGCGUUCUGGUAUCAUUUAGUGGAGCAACUGUAAUCACUGUUUUUGAGUCUGAUGAUGACGGACAAGCUAAAAAUCGGAUUCUGGGUGAUGCCUUUACCUUAAUAAGUGCACUACUUUAUGGAUGAUAUGCAACUUUCUUGAAAUACAAAGUUCCUGAGGAAGCUGAGAAGAACUUUGAUAUGUCAGUUUUCUUAGGUUAUGUUGGCCUUAUCAAUAUAGUCGUCCUUCUACCACUGUUCCCAAUAUUCCACUUUACAGGCAUUGAAGUAUUCAGGUGGCCAAAUGGCAAGACUCUGAUGUUUUUAAGCUUAAAUGCUUUCUUAGGUUCCUGAAUUUCAGACUUCUGAUGGGCUAAAAGUGUUGUCAUACUUGGUCCUCUAUUUACUCAGUUAGGGAUAUCUUUGACCAUCCCCUUGGGGAUGCUAGCAACUAGUCUGAUAGAUCACGUAUCAUUUGGCUGGACGUACUAUCUCGGAACAGCUAUGAUAUUCUUAUCUUUUAUCGGUAUGACCUUCCUUCAAUAUAUGGAAACAAAGAAGAAAAGAGAGAAACAACUCGCUGAAUUGAGGCAAAAAUACAGAGAUAGGAAGAAAUUAAAAAAAUACCAAAUCCAAGAAGCCAGAGAAAAUUGAUUAUAG
Molecule: messenger RNA, 1008 nt
Organism: Moneuplotes crassus
Lineage: Eukaryota; Ciliophora; Spirotrichea; Euplotida; Euplotidae
Source: the annotation of a GenBank genome assembly